Liolophura sinensis is the source of this 2482-nucleotide messenger RNA. Its product is annotated as heat shock factor protein-like. Gene Ontology annotation, biological process: regulation of DNA-templated transcription. The record is from RefSeq and is a predicted model, not a curated record. Gene Ontology annotation, molecular function: DNA-binding transcription factor activity; sequence-specific DNA binding. Lineage: Eukaryota; Metazoa; Mollusca; Polyplacophora; Chitonida; Chitonidae.
UUCUCGCCUCCAUUUCAGAAGAGAUCUCUAUUUCCCAUCAAAGACGUCAGAGUUGUGUUUACGCAUGCGCCAAAGAGCCAGAAGAAGAGUUUGACAAACGGUGUUGUUGCAUGUGUGAGAGGUGGUCCUCAUAUUCUAAGAGGAAUGUAUCCUGUUACCGAAACUGUCGGGCACGGAACAGUGCCAGCUUUCUUGUCGAAGCUUUGGACGUUGGUUGAGGAUCCAAAUUACAACCAUUUGAUUCGGUGGGAUGAGACUGGUCAGAGUUUCCAUGUCUACGAGCAGGCUCAGUUUGCCAAAGAGGUUCUACCUCUAUACUUCAAGCACAGUAACAUAGCCAGCUUUAUCAGGCAGCUAAACAUGUAUGGUUUCCGCAAAGUGCUGAAUGUGGAUCAGGGAGGGUUAAAGUCGGAGAAGGAUGAUCUGGAGUUUCAGCACCCUUACUUCUUGAGGGAGGAGCACCUGCUAGAGCAUAUCAAGAGGAAGAUGGUGAGUUUGACACCUGUAGAUGCGAUGAAGGUCAAGUCCGAGGAUAUCAGCAAAGUGCUGACAGAUGUUACCAGCCUACGGGGCAAACAGGAUCAUAUGAAUGUCAAAAUAGACAACAUGAAAAGAGAGAACGAAGCAUUAUGGCGAGAAGUAGCCAACCUGAGACAAAAACACUCCAAACAGCAGCAGAUUAUCAACAAGCUGAUAGGCUUCCUUGUUACUUUGGUGGGAGGAAGCCAUCGGGCAGGUCUCAAAAGAAAGAUGCCCUUGAUGUUACCGGACGCCAGCCAGGUGGCAGCCAAGUCUCCCAAAUUCUCAAAAGAUUACAGCAUCGAUGAGACCCCUACGGAAUACAACAUAGAUUCUCCCCAAUCAUCUUCGUCCCCUACUUCGUCUGGCCCGAUUAUUCAUGAUGUGACAGAUUUCCUCAACAUGAGCGAAGUGGAUAAUGGAGCUCCUUCUAACAGUAACAUUAGUAGCCCAACCAUCACAGUUACUCCUCAGUCCACAGACCAGUCCAGUUCUACAUCUAACAGUGCCCCUGUGCCUGUACAGUCUGUUCCGUGUAUUCAGGUGCCUGACUCUCCCGUCAGAUCCCGCUCAACCACACCCAUCAAGUCUCGGUCAGCCACACCCACCCUAACCCUCAGCCUAACACCAAUUCACUGCCCCGAUUUAGUGACCCCAGCUUUUACAAGACAGAGUCUUUACCUCCUCAUCACCCUGUGCCUCCUGAAAUGUGGUAAUUAUUUCCGUGGACCUAGAUCGUUCUUCAUACGCGUUCGUCGUUAUCAUUGUGAAAACCAGAAAUUUGCCAUCUUGUCUGAUGUUUUGAUCUGGUUCGUUUUCAGCCUGGAGAUGUCCAACCACCUUGAAGACAUUCAGAUGGACAUCAACAACCUGAAGGAUAUUCUCGGAAGCCCAACCUAUAACCUGGACCCAAAUCUUCUGAUGGGGUUGUUUGAUGUAGAUUCCCCGCUCUCUCCACUAGGCACCAAUGAGACAAAGGAUCAUGCAUCACCUUCCACAUCAUCAUUACAAGUCCCAGAGCAGCCAGUGGGCAAUGAGCUGGUCCAGUACACACCACUGGAUGAUGUGCCCUCGCUACUGGACCUUGCAGAUGACAGCGACAAUCUCCUCCCCAACUCCAGUGAUGUCCUCGGCUCUACCCAGCCCUUUAUAGACUUUGACAUGGUCCUCAACACGCCAAUGCCGGCGGAGGAUAAUUCGGAAUUCAAACUGAACCUACCUGAUCCAGGGGUCAGCGCGGAUGAUUUGGACUAGCACAUCGACACCCCCACUCGAUACCCUCCUGCCAGGUAUCCACACUCUUGGCACCCUCAUUGUGAUCUGUAAAUAAACAAGCAUUGGGUGUGUGAUGGAGUUCGUCUUUGUGAUCUUCAGGUGGGAUGUUAAUGGGUGACGUUUGUUUCUACUUUGUGGGAUGGAUUGGAGAUGCAUUUCCUCGACAGCAGCUCUUAAAAUGUUACUGGAUUGUUUUAUUAUCGUUACUGUAAAUAGCUUUAAUUGAUUGAAGUGCAGCAUCCAAGGUGCAGUUGAUGACAUCUGAAUAACAGGUAGAAAUUAAGAAAGUAUGUUAAGGAAAUCAUAGCAUAUUUGUUAUAAAAUAUUUUCAUGUUAAUGGAUAUGAUAUCAUGAAGCAAACAAGAAGAAAUUUAUCUUUAGUGACUAUUGUUGUUUGGAAUUCCGACUUCUUCAGGCCAAAUUUCUUGACACAGUACAGCUUAAAUACACAAGUGUAGCAUUAGACCUGAAUUAUUCUUUCAUGCCAAAUCUCACAAGAGUUAUAGCCCUUUUCUCUGUAUCAUUACCCACAGACUCCUGUAGUAUAGUUACAAAAUUUCAGCGACUUACCCUUUGGGAAAUCAACCCCUUUGGGCUAUGAUAUACAGAGUUACAACCCUUUUUCCAUGUUACCAAACAUUACGACAUGUUUUAUCCAUUAUAUUAACACGACAUGUACAAAACACCG